Andrographis paniculata is the source of this 1339-nucleotide messenger RNA. RefSeq lists its product as uncharacterized. NCBI's taxonomy places the organism in Eukaryota, Viridiplantae, Streptophyta, Magnoliopsida, Lamiales, Acanthaceae. Bases 86 to 1174 code for a protein of 362 amino acids. The transcript is spliced from 4 exons. The record is from RefSeq and is a predicted model, not a curated record.
UACAAAAUCAAUAUACUGAGACUGACAGUAUCAAUGCUAAAAAUAUCCCAAACAGAGAUCCUUAUCCAUCAAUCCAUACAUUUGUAUGAGGUCAUUUGGGGGAGGCCGCGCCGGAGGAGGAGGAGGAAUGGGCGGAGGAACCGGCGGAAUCAUGAGAACCGUUGUUCAGAGGGCUAUUAGGUCUGGCGCCGGAGCCGGAGCCGGCGGUGCGUCGGCCGAGCCAUUUUCGCCGUCCUCGAACGCCUCCACCGCCGUUCGUAAUAGCAAUUCCAGAAAAUCCAACAAUUUCAAUACAAACAGCUCCCCAAACACGUCCUCCGCCCUAACCCUAUCUUCCGGCAAUGACAGCAGCGGAAGGCAAGCAUUUUGUUCGCUGAUAGAUUUGCCUGCAUCCACCUGGGGGCACGGCUCGCCGUCUACCCUCAGCGAUGAAUCCGAUUGGGAGUGUAUAGAUGGAAAUGAGGAUGGGAGAACGACGCGUGCGUUUCACGAAGAUUACUUGUUCGGAACGGUUCCGUCGAAAGUCGAAGUGGAACACGCAGUUUCUGCUAUUCAACAAGUGUUUGGCGCAUCGUCUUCGAGGAGGAACAUUGUUGAGGAGGAUCUGGAGAUGGAUUGGGUGGAGCCAUCGCUGCAUUUCAAGAGUUCAAGAAAGCAGGUUCAGCCUCAUGGAUCAGACAGAGUAUACGAUACCUUCCAUUUGCUGCAAUCCGAACCCUCUGUUCAGAAAAUGGUGAAGUCUCUGUCAUCUGACGAGGCCGUGUGGAAUGCUGUGAUGAACAACGAAGUUGUGAAGGAGCUUAGAGGCUCAAUUACUGCAGCCCACAAGAUAGACGACGAAGAAGACGAAGAGGAUGAAGAUAGUAGCAAGAUGGAUGAAGAUAGUAGCAAGAUGGAUGAAGAUGAUGAAGAUGAUAAAAGCAAGGACAGCCCCAUCAUCAAUUCCCAGCCAUUGAAGGAGCUAUUGCACUGGAUUGCCGCGAACGCCAAGGCAAGAAUCGCUCGGCUGAUUGACGGGGUCAUGAAGCUUUUUGAGCUUCCAAAUGACAGUAGCAAGAAAGGAGAAACGGCAGAUUCAUUGGACUACAAUCUAAAGGCAUCGGUGCUGAUUUCCGUGGUGGUGCUCUUGGUUGUUGUAGUGGCUCGAUCCCAGAGCUCCCGCGGCCGAGGCUGAGGCUGAUCAGAAUUCAUCCCCUCUCUCUCUCUCUCUACAUAUAUCUACAUACAUACACACUGCAAUUUUCUUGUGUUUCCUUAAGUUGUUUUAGGAGGGUAAGUUUAUAGACUCACAACUUUGAUUUCAAAUAAAACCAGCAAAAGCUACCAUAUUUUCAUUUAA